UAUUUCAUACCUCCACUCGCAGCCGUGAUUCCAAGAAUAGAGACACCUCCGAGUCCGAAAUUGCUGGACGGGGAAGGAACACGAGACGAACCACACGCUACGCAAGAUGCGCCCAAACCCUCGCGCGGUCCUCCGCGCCGCCGCCGCCCUCCUGCGCCCGGCCGGCGCCAGCGCCCCCGGCGCGGCGGCCCGCCAAGCCCAACCCAAGGCGACGCCCGCGCCCGCGCUUGCGGAUUGGCGACCCCUCCCGGUGGCGACGCUCCCGGCCAGCGGCAGCCGCCGCGCCUUCUCCUCGGCGGCGGACUACGGCAAGGACGUGGACGAGGUGAACCGCAAGUUCUCGGAGGCGCGGGAGGAGAUCGAGGCGGCCAUGGAGAGCAAGGAGACGGUCUACUUCGACGAGGAGGCAUCGGUCGCGCGCGACGCCGCCAACGAGGCGCUCGCCGCCUUCGACGCGCUCCUGGCGCGCCUCCCGCCCGCCGACGCCGACGCGCUCCGCCGCUCCAUGGGGCUCAAGAUGGAGCAGCUCAAGGCCGAGCUCAAGCAGCUCGAGGACUAGGCUGCCGUGAGGUUUGGAUUUGGGGAGGAAAUUUGGGCGGAAACACAUGUUCUUUUGAAAUUGAGAUUCCUAGGUGUUUCGAUUGGUGAAUAAUGUAGCCCAACGAUCUGUGGCAAUGCCGAUGUGUUCUUUCUGGUGGUAGAUCCGAAGCUAAUCUGUCUGUGUGAUUGAUUUAGCAUCUGUUCGAAUUGGCCACCUUUGAGGCGUUCCAUUUUUCAUACUAAUUAGGAGAAGCUAAAGUAGAAUUGUGUUCCUGUGUUA
Molecule: messenger RNA, 820 nt
Organism: Panicum hallii
Lineage: Eukaryota; Viridiplantae; Streptophyta; Magnoliopsida; Poales; Poaceae
Exons: 1
Coding region: 107-559 (150 amino acids)
Source: RefSeq, a predicted model, not a curated record